AUGUUGGAAGAAACGGAGCUGCUUUUGGUUCUUGUUGGCUUCUUGAUAGCAUUUGUACUUGCAUUUGGAAUUGGUGCAAAUGAUGUGGCCAACUCUUUUGGAACUAGUGUUGGAUCAAAAGUCAUAACUCUAAAGACAGCCUGCAUUCUUGCGACAAUCUUUGAAAUCAGUGGGUCUGUUCUACUUGGAGGUCAGGUCUCGGCGACAAUACGUGGGGGGAUUAUAGACCCUAAAUUGUUUAACACAACAGCAAAUGGAGCUCUUGUACUGAUGUAUGGACAGGUUGCUUCUCUUGCAAGUUCAUGCAUUUGGAUGCUUAUCGCCACCUUCUUAAAACUGCCUGUAUCGGGUUCGCAUAGUAUUGUUGGUGCUACCGCAGGUUUUGGACUUGUUCUCUUUGGCUUAAGUGGCAUACAAUGGAUGGGUAUUCUUCGUAUUGUAAUCUCCUGGUUUGUAUCUCCCCUGCUCAGUGGCAUUAUGUCAACUCUUAUCUUCUUCAUCGUGAAAAAACUCGUCUUAACGAAGAAGCAUCCACUCGAACCCGCUCUCUACAUUCUUCCCUUCUUUUAUGCUGCAACAGUUUUGAUUAAUGUCUUUUCAGUUUUGUACGGUGGUCUUAGCAUAUUUGGUAUCCGAGAAGUUAAACUCUGGAUAGUCUUAGUCGCUUCGUUUGCAUCGGGUCUCGUAGUUGGUCUUAUUGUAUUCUUUUUUGUGCGGCCCUACCUUCGUAAGAAGAUAUUACGUCGAUUGGCAGAAAUUGAGCGUUCUAAAGAGGAGGGCUAUGAGGGUCCGGAAGAAACAAAAUUCGAGAAAUUCAAGCGACAGACCUUGGAGAUCUACCAGAGAAUUAGACACCCUAGGCAAGCACGUGCUGCCGUUGAGGCAAAAUCUGAUGACAGGGUGUCGGAUAUUGUCUAUAACGGAGGCGAUUCCCCUGCCGUUGAAUUUGUCCGGGUUGAUUUGAGACGAGACACCAGAGCAAGAUCCGAACCAGAGGUACUUAUCACAGAGAUCCCUCCCUUGUCUAUUGUCAAGAACUUGAGUAGUGAGGGAUCAAACAAUACCGACUCAUCCGAAGAUGAAGAGUCCCAAAGUGGAACAACGUUGCAAUUAAUUGAAGAUCGUCCUGAGGAAGCUCAAGUCUUUUCAUUUGCUCAAAUCCUCACAGCAAUUUUCGGCUCAUUCGUUCAUGGCGCCAAUGAUGUGAGCAAUGCUAUUGGUCCAGUUGUUGGCCUUUGGCUGAUCGCAAUCUCUGGCGAUCCUGUGAACUCAGCACCUGCUCCUAUCUGGAUCCUCGUCUAUGGAGGUAUUGGAAUUUCGGUGGGUUUGUGGAUGUGGGGCCGAAAAGUUAUGGAAACUGUUGGUAACGAUCUCACCACUAUAACACCGUCCAGUGGUGUGUGCAUAGAAGUGGGCUCAGCGGUGACUGUUUUGAUUGCCAGUAACCUGGGAAUUCCAGUCUCAACAACUCAUUGCAAGGUCGGUUCGGUAGUCUGUGUGGGACGCUUCCGGUCCAAGUCCAAUGUGAACUGGAGACUUUUUAUCAACAUUGUCAUUGCUUGGCUGGUAACUCUCCCUGUUGCAGCUGGACUAUCUGCUCUUAUCAUGUACGCAUUUACACGGACUCAACCCGCGCUCCAUUCAACUUAG
Rodentolepis nana is the source of this 1650-nucleotide messenger RNA. The record is from the annotation of a GenBank genome assembly. NCBI's taxonomy places the organism in Eukaryota, Metazoa, Platyhelminthes, Cestoda, Cyclophyllidea, Hymenolepididae.